Molecule: messenger RNA, 7422 nt
Organism: Colius striatus (speckled mousebird)
Lineage: Eukaryota; Metazoa; Chordata; Aves; Coliiformes; Coliidae
Gene: GPR179
Product: G protein-coupled receptor 179
Exons: 17
Coding region: 1-7422 (2473 amino acids)
Biological process (GO): G protein-coupled receptor signaling pathway; visual perception
Cellular component (GO): membrane
Molecular function (GO): 3',5'-cyclic-nucleotide phosphodiesterase activity; cGMP binding; G protein-coupled receptor activity
Source: RefSeq, a predicted model, not a curated record
AUGGGGCCGUGGCAGUGGCUGCUGCUCUGUUGCUUUCACGCAACACUGGUCCGUGGCACCAUCCUCACAGGGGACCAGCAGCCACAGGAGAGACUUCUCAGGCCGGCAGGAUGGUCUCCAGCCCCGUCAUCCUCCUGGCUGCCCACGCCAGAGCCGGGAGCAUCGAGGGACUCCGAGGGCUCGUCGGCAGCACUGGCUUUCCUGCAGACAGGCGAUGCGCAGCGGCUGGCCCGGGCCAACUGCAGCCGGGGUGUCACGGCGGGGCCAGCCGGUGCCGGCCCCUCCCUGGCUCUGCGUGCUGCCCUGCGUGCUGCCCCCGAGGCUCUGGCCCACGCCGCCAACUUCCUCAACAUGCUCUUCCAGACCAACGACAUCCGCGAGGCCAGCGUGGCUGAGGACGUGGAGUGGUACCAAGCGCUUGUCCGCAGCCUGGCUGAGGGGCACCCGUGGGUGCGCCGGGCCGUGCUCGCCCUCGAUGCCCACCCACUGGCUGCCAAGCCCCGGCUGAUGCUGCAAGCCACCAAAGGGGAUGGUGAGAUCCUGCUGCAGGACGUCUCUGCUGCCGCCCCCAGCCUCGGCAACCUCAGCUGGGACAACGAGUGGUUCAAUGCCCUCAAGUCCCAGAGGACCCCCAUCCUCCGCAAGCGAGUGCUCAGCAAUGACCUGCGCAGCAUGGAGACCCCAAAGUGGCAGCGAGGGGACAGCUAUGUGGGGGAGCCGGGCCACGUGUGGUGGUCCCCGCCGUUCCUCGAGUGCCGGGACGGCCGGUUCCUGCCCACCUGGGCAGUCACGCUCUCCUCUGCUUUCUACGGGCUCAAGCCAGACCUCAGCCCUGAGUUCAAGGGCGUCGUGCGGGUGGACGUCGAGCUGCGGGACGUUGCCAUCGAUCAGUGUGCCAGCAGUCCGGGCUGGUUCGCAGACACACACCGCUGUGACCUCAACAGCACCCAGUGUGUCCCCCAGGAGAGUCGUGGCUUCGUCCUCGAGAGGUACCUGUGCCGCUGCAAGCCAGGCUUUUACGGGGUCAGAGGAGUGGCCAGCGAUGCCUGGGCAGGUGGCGCGGCGGGGGCUGCUGGUGGGUCCCGGCUGGCGUGCCAGCCCUGCCGCCGAGGAUGUGCCACCUGCGAGGACGAUGCACCCUGCCUGAUCCAGGAGGACCAGGCUCUGCGGACAACUGUCCUCUGCUGCCAGGCCUGCUGCAUGCUGGCUGUCUUCCUCAGCAUGCUUGUCUCCUACCACUUCCGACGGAGCAAGAGAAUCCGGACGUCAGGAGUCAUCCUCCUGGAGACGAUCCUCUUCGGGUCCCUCCUCCUCUACUUCCCUGUCUUCAUCCUGUACUUUAAGCCGAGCAUCUUCCGCUGCAUUGUCCUGCGCUGGGUGCGCAUGCUCGGCUUCACCAUCGUCUACGGCACCAUCACCCUCAAGCUGUACAGGGUGCUGAAGCUGUUCCUGUCCCGCACGUCCCGGCGCGUGCCCUACGUGUCGAGCGGGCGAGUGCUGAAGAUGCUGGGGCUGAUCUUGCUCCUGGUCCUGUGGUUCCUGGCGGCCUGGACCAUUGGGAUGCUGGAGAACAUCGACAAGAACAUCCCGCUGGUGAUCCGCACCCAGACCCCGCGCGGGCUCCACUUCUACAUCUGCAGCCACGACCGCUGGGACUACAUGAUGGUGAUCGCUGAAAUGCUGUUCCUGCUGUGGGGCAGCUUCCUGUGCUAUGCCACACGCGCCGUGCCCUCCGCCUUCCACGAGCCCCGCUACAUGAGCAUUGCACUCCACAACGAGCUCAUGAUCUCUGCUGCCUUCCAUGUGGUCAGGUUCAUCGUGGUCCCCUCACUGCACCCAGACUGGACGCUGCUGCUCUUCUUCGCUCACACCCAUGGCACCAUCACCAUGACUCUGGCGCUGCUCUUCAUCCCGAAGUUCCUUCACGCUGGCUCACCGCUGCGGGAGGAGAUCGCAGCCGAGGUGUACGAGGACGAGCUGGACAUGCGGCACUCGGGCUCCUGCCUGAACAGCAGCUUCGCGUCUGCCUGGAGCGAGCACAGUCUCGACCCCGAUGACAUUCGGGAGGAGCUGAAGAAGCUUUACGCACAGCUGGAGGUGCACAAGAUGCGGCGGAUGGCAGCCAACAACCCUCAUCUCCCCAAGAAGCGCAGCUCCCGCCGCAGCCUGUGCCGCUCCAUCGCCCGCGGCUCCGCCGAGCUGCUCGAGGCCGUGACGCGCCGGAGCAGCGGCGGGGAGUGGGUGGGCACCCCGGCACGCCGCGGCUCCUCGGCCAAGCAGCCCCCUGACGCCAGCAGCACGGGCCUCCAGAUGUGGGAUGACGGCUCCUGGUGCUGUGCCGCAGCCCCGCGUGUGUCCCGCAGCACCGAGGGUCCCACGCGGGAGCUCCCGCGAGGCUCCUCCACCCCCAUCCCACCCCGGGAGGCUGCUCUGGAGAGGGAGACAAUGGCAGUGACCUCCUCAGAGCCAUCUGACAGCGAGUCCCUCGACACUGCCCCACUCAUGUGCAAGUCAGCCAGUGCCCACAACCUGCUGGGGCACGGGCAGCCACUCCUGCCCCGCGCUGCCCCGCUGCAGAAGUCGCUCAGUGUCGUUGCCGGCACACGGGACGAGGCCCUGCUUGCCGCCAGCCGAGCUGUGCGGGAGUGGCACAUGCACCAGCUCCCAUCUGGCCUAUCCUCGGAGCGCUCCACGGUCCAGGGCUCCUGCCCUGCCGAGAAGGCUGCCCAGGAGGACACAGCCCGUCUGGGCAACGGCAAGGUGCAGAAACACGUCACUUAUGCACCCAUCAAGAGCAUCAGUAUCGACAGUUCUCACCUCCCGGGACGGGUGCGAGUGGCAGUGAGGAAAACCCCACCACCGCCCCCUGUUCGCUACCAGAGCCUGGGCCAGCACGCUACACUGCCCAGGGACAGCCCACAGCCACCCACGGAGCCCCCAGCAUGGGUGGGAGAGCCGGAGGCAACACCAGUGGGGAUGGCAGAGGAAGACUUGGGGCAAAUGGCCUCCCCAUCAAGGAAGGGCAGGCUGCUGACUGCAGCCUCCAUCCCGGCACAGGUCUGCCCCUGGGAGCUGGUCCAGGAGGAGAUCCUGAGCCAGAAGCAAAAAGCUGCAGAAGCAGCAGACUCUGGGACCCCCAGUGAUGUUGGGACCAGCCUCCUUGGCAUCAAGCCACUCCCUCAGAAAAGCUCCCUCCGAGGCCUGGGACUCGCCCUCAAGGCUUUCAACCGCUCCAGGGGGAAAAGCAUCAUAAAGUGGAAGCAGGAAGGCGAGGGGAGCCAGGGGAAGAAGGAGCAGGAGGAGGGCAGCAGGAAGGAGAGGCUCAGCCUGGAAAAGACCUCAACGGUGACCCUGAGGGAGGUCAGCCAAGACCUUGCUACCAAAAGCCCCGAGGGCAGCAGUCAGAGGCCCAGCAGUGAGCCCACAGCCCUGCCAUGGCCAGGGGAUACAGUCCUCUGCCAGCACAACAACAAUGCUGGCACCGCCUGGGGAGCCAUAGGCUGGGGGGACAAUGGGGCAGGACAGUGGGACAGCUCAGCCCCAGGGACAGGUGAUGGUGAGACAUUGGCAGAGGAGCCCAGAACUUCCCAGGGAGACAUGGAUGCUGGCAGGAGCCUGGAGCCACCCUUGGGGGUGCACGAGGUCCCACUGGAUGUUGGCUACCAAGAAGCAGCUGAACAUCCCCAUGAAACCCCAGAGGCACCCAGCAGUGGGGAAGCACAGCUACAUCCCUGGGAAGGGGCUCAGGCUCCUGCUGUGGAGCUGGGGAAGGAUGUUCCUGCAGCCAGCACGAGGCUGAGUGCACCAAAGGAAGAGGUGGCCAGAUUGGCUGAAGGGCUCAAGGUGAGCAGCAGGUCCAUCCACCACAAGGACCACACAGAGGAGGAGCAGCCACAUGCAAAACCCGUCACAAGCAGCACCAUGAGCAGCAGCGACCCAUCCUCUGCCGCUGAGAAGCUGGGGGCUGAGGUUUGUCCCUGGGGAGCCUCGGGAAUCCCAGCAGGACGAGGAGCCCUGCUGCGCCAGGAGGCCAUUGCUUCCCCAGAGGAUAGCAGGGUGCUGCCAGGCAAGGAGAGCCCAGACAAGGUGCUGCAGAAGGGGGACAGCCCCCUUGAGCCCCUCGGUCCUGGGGAGAGCCAGGGUGCAGAGGUGGCCCUGGCUACAGCAGGGAAACCUGGCAGGGCCAUGGGCAGACAGGCAGAGGUCUGUCCUGGGGAAACCAGGGCAGAUUCCAGCAGUAAAACUGAAAUCUGCCCCGGGGAGGAACAGGACAGAGCCCCAGGGAAAGGCAGCAGCGAGAGGGAUCCCAGCUGCCCUGGGGAAGAGCCAGGUGUGGAGAAACCACGAGCAAAAACCCCAGAGCUGCUGAAAGUGGCUUCAGAGAAAACAGGCAGUGUGGAGGGCAGGAGGGCUGAGGUUUGUCCAUGGGAGACUGGGGAAGGGGAAAAGACUGUCAGAGCAGAAAUUUGCCCCUGGGAUGCAGAGGGGGCUCAGCUGGAGAAGGAAGGGGAAGGUGCAGAGCAGCCCAUCAUGAGUCUCUCAGCAAAACAUCCAGCUCUAGACAAAACAUCAUCCAAGCAAGGAAGAACCAUUGAUAGCAAAAAGUCUGACAUCUGUCCAUGGGAAGUGGAGGGUGAGCCCCUUGCUAAAACAGAAGUCUGCCCUUGGGAAGAGCCUGCAGCUCCACUGGGGAAGGGGAAACCUGGUCAGGACAUGCGUGGGAUUUUCAAAAGGGAAAACAAACCAGGAUCUGUAGGACCAGAAGACAUCAAGCAGUUGCCAGAAAAGCCCCAUGCAGGGAUCCCAGCACUGCCCAAAUCACCUUCAAAGGAAUCCCCGAGCACAGAGAGCCUGAAGGCAGAGGUCUGUCCUUGGGAGCUCAAAUCCAGUGAUAAAGCAGAGAUCUGUCCCUGGGAAUCACCUUCAAAGAAAUCCCAGAGCACAGAGAGCCUGAAGGCAGAGGUCUGUCCUUGGGAUGCUCCAGAGCCCAUGUCCACUGAUAAAGCAGAGAUCUGCCCCUGGGAAGUGGCUGCUCCACCACUGGGUGAAGGGAAAGCAAGACAGGAUAAAGAUGCUCUGUCUGUAGAGAGCAGGAGCCCCUCUGCAGGUCAAGAGACUGAAGACAGCAUGACUGCAAAGAUGGAGAAAAAAACCAGAGACCGUGAGUCCAUCUGCCCCUGGGAGAGCACAGACACAGAAACCUCCUCCACAGGCACAGAGCAGCCUCCAGAUAAAACAUGCACCAGGAGCACAAUGCUGCCCAAGUCAUCCUCAAAGUCCCAGAGCACAGAGAGUCUGAAGACAGAGGUCUGUCCUUGGGACGCACCAGAGCUGACAUCCACUGAUAAAGCAGAGAUCUGUCCCUGGGAAGUGGCUGCUCCACCAUCAGGUAAAGACAAAGCAAGACAGGAUAAAGAUGCUCUGUCUGCAGUGAGCAGGAGCCCCCCUGCAGGUCAAGGGCUCCACAAAGACAUUGGAGAGAGUUUGUCUGGAAAACAGGGGACAAAAAGAGACCGUGAGUCCAUCUGCCCCUGGGAGAGCAAAGACACAGAGCAGCCUCCAGAAAAGCCCCAUGCAGGGGACACAGUGCUGCCCAAGUCACCUUCAAAGAAGUCCCACAGCACAGAGAGCCUGAAGGCAGAUAUCUGUCCCUGGGAAGUGGCUGCUCCACCAUCAGGUAAAGACAAAGCAAGACAGGAUAAAGAUGUUCUGUCUGCAGUGAGCAGGAGCCCCUCUGCAGGUCAAGGGUUCCACAAAGAGACUGAAGACAAAAUGACUGCAAAGAUGGAGAAAAUAAACAGAGACCGUAAGUCCAUCUGCCCCUGGGAGAGCACAGACACAGAGCAGCCUCCAGAAAAGCCCCGUGCAGGGGACACAGUGCUGCCCAAAUCACCUUCAAAGAAAUCCCACAGCACAGAGAGCCUGAAGGCAGAGGUCUGUCCUUGGGAUGCUCCAGAGCCCAUGUCCACUGAUAAAGCAGAGAUCUGUCCCUGGGAAGUGGCUGCUCCACCACCAGGUAAAGACAAAGCAAGACAGGAUAAAGAUGUUCUGUCUGCAGUGAGCAGGAGCCCCUCUGCAGGUCAAGGGUUCCACAAAGAGACUGAAGACAAAAUGACUGCAAAGAUGGAGAAAAUAAACAGAGACCGUAAGUCCAUCUGCCCCUGGGAGAGCACAGACACAGAGCAGCCUCCAGAAAAGCCCCGUGCAGGGGACACAGUGCUGCCCAAAUCACCUUCAAAGAAAUCCCACAGCACAGAGAGCCUGAAGGCAGAGGUCUGUCCUUGGGAUGCUCCAGAGCCCAUGUCCACUGAUAAAGCAGAGAUCUGCCCCUGGGAAGUGGCUGCUCCACCACCAGAUAAAGACAAACCAAGACAGGAUAAAGAUGUUCUGUCUGUAGAGAGCAGUAGCCCCUCUGCAGGGCAAGGGCUCCACAAAGACAUUGAAGACAGCAUGACUGCAAAGAUGGAGAAAAUAAACAGAGACCGUGAGUCCAUCUGCCCCUGGGAGAGCACAGACACAGAGCAGCCUCCAGAAAAGCCCCGUGCAGGGGACAUGGUGCUGCUCAAGUCACCUUCAAAGAAAUCCCAGAGCACAGAGAGCCUGAAGGCAGAGGUCUGUCCUUGGGACGCUCUAGAGCCCAUAUCCACUGAUAAAGCAGAGAUCUGCCCCUGGGAAGCAGCUGCACCUCUGCCAGAGGACAGGGCAGCCCUAGGUGCGACAAGACUCCCACCAAAACAGGCCGGUGCUCCCAAACCACGGGAGAAAAGCAGCAGUGAGCACGAGGCCAUCUGCCCCUGGGAGAGCCUGGGCACAGAGGAGCCGUCCCCAAAAACUGCAAUGGAGAAAGAGCUGUCUGGGAAGUCCGACAGCAUAGAGAGCAGGAAAUCUGAGAUUUGCCCCUGGGAAGCAGCAGAGCCCACCGGCACGGAGAAGGAAAGCUUCAAGCCAGGUGUGCACCCACAGGGAGAUGACAGAGCAUCCCCCUCCAGGAUGGGAAGGUCAAAGCCGUUGGCAGAAGUCAGCACCGUGUCUGCAACAGUUCUGCUGAAAGAAUCCAAGGGCAGAUCCGAGAGUGAGGCCAAGCACAAGCCCCUGUGCCGCGUCCUGCCAGGCGUCCAGCCCUCGUGGGGCCUCAGGGCAGAGCUGCUGCCUCAGGGAGCCAGCACAGCUCCCACGGCGGGCUGCAGCCCCAGCACGGGCAUUGCCAUAGCUGGGGUUUGUCCCUGGGAAGAGGCUCCAACAGCAUCUGACACGACCAGCACAGACAGAGAAAAAACCUCUGAGGUGUGUCCAUGGGAGGUGGAGAGCACAGAUGCCCCCGUGACCCUCCAUGGACAGGCCAGAGCCGGGGCCAGCCCCCAGGACAGUGGUGGGGGUAUGAGUGAAACCAAAGCUGAUGUCUGCCCCUGGGACAAUGAGUAG